Messenger RNA from Neurospora crassa OR74A, 2483 nucleotides. RefSeq lists its product as hypothetical. Bases 587 to 1855 code for a protein of 422 amino acids. The record is from RefSeq and is a predicted model, not a curated record. Gene Ontology annotation, molecular function: protein dimerization activity. Lineage: Eukaryota; Fungi; Ascomycota; Sordariomycetes; Sordariales; Sordariaceae. The transcript has 2 exons.
CGAUUACCGACUUCCUACGUCCGUCUCCCCGCCCUCUGCUAAACCGCCAAUCCCUUGGCCCAUUUCUCUGAUAUGGAUCAUAGAUUAGAACGAGCAAGCGCAAUGUCCAUAUAUUGCCCGUGAUGGCAUACUCGGAUUCUGAACCCCAUGCUGGGACAUCUGUGCCUCUCGACAACACCUGAGCGAACUCACCACAAAAUCGUGGAACUCGAAUCUGCUUCUUCUUUUGCUACCAGUGCAAGGUGAUACUCGAAAGAUCGUUUUAUCGUCUAUUCUUGACCAGACACAGCCAGAAGCACAGUGAAAGCCACGAAUCGAAGGAUUUCCGCCAUCUUCAAAGCCAAAUCUUUGUACAGAACCUGCAACGUCUGUCAGUCGUGCCUGGCAGUUACCUAUCUUGUCUAAGCAACAGGCAGCCGUUCUGAGCUUCCCCGGCUCGACUUGGGCGUGACUCUGAAGUUCAGGGUUCUACGCACCUACCUAGCGCUUUCAUACACACCCACUCAUUCACUACCAAGUUCGCCUCUACCGUACCUGUUCGCCGGGUGGCCUUAGGUCAUUGCAAUAGAACGACAAGCCAAUCACGAUGCCGUCUCAGAGGUCGUUGCCUACGCCAGUAUCAUCAGCAGAUAUGAAAGCCCAGGAACCUCCAACCCUGGCCUCCCUUCAGAUGCUGUUCGAACUACCACCACCUGCCAUUAUGCCAUCCAACGCUGCAGGUACACCUCCACAGACUCCGGAGAAAAGAUAUCCGAUGCAACCAAGCGAGACAGUCAAGUCACGAAGGCGUGCAGCAACCGUCACAGGCCCAUCCAGGAACGAUUUUGCACUCCCUCCCCCUCCUACAAGAUCACGCAAAAUCAUCCAGAUGAAGCCGCGUGAAGUUGCUGUUGCCCCACGACCUGCAUCAACCUCCAAAGAUUCGACCACUGGCAGAUCGGGCUCGGAUCUUGCGUCCACCACAACGAAACCAGUGUCAACCACACCACCAGCGACAACAGGUGGCGCCACAAAGAAACAAUCGACUGCGGCAGGAAGGAAGAUAGCGAGAAAAACAGCACAUAGCUUGAUCGAGAGGAGAAGGAGAUCCAAGAUGAACGAAGAGUUCGCCCUGCUCAAAAGCAUGAUACCGGCAUGCACCGGCGAGAUGCAUAAGCUGGCCAUCCUUCAGGCCUCAAUAGAGUAUAUCAGAUACUUGGAAGAUUGUGUCGCUAAGCUCCAGGCCCGGCAUCAAUCCAGUCCAUUACAGGAAGAAAGUGGGAUAAAGAGUCUUCCGACACCCUCUGGUCAUGAACCUUUCCAUCCUGAGACUGUCUUUUCGUUUGAAGCAAGACAAGAAGUUCGUUUAGAUGGCGACGUAGAGAUGUCGGACUCGUCAGGGGAUGAUUCACCGGCCUCUUCGCCUCCACUUGCCGCGAUCACCUCUUCCCACCAGCCAUCCGCAUCCCCGGGAAUGCCACCCCAGCAGCCGCUAAGGGAUCGACAUGAUUCGAUCUCGUUAGCUUUGACAUCGACCGAUUACCAAAGACACUACAGCUUCAGUGGCUCAUCUGUUAUUGCCUCGCCUGCCGGCUUUGGCUCCGAGGGGCAGCAUCUAUAUGGUGGCAACAGCAACAUGCACGACACGCGAGCCGCCUCGAUUUCGGGCCUAACACUGACUAGCCCUUACCUGGUAGCACGAAAUGACCUAGACCAUGAAGCAACGGCUGCUCUUCUCAUGUUGAACCAACAGACGCAACCGGAUAGGCGGAUGUCAACAACGAACAUCGACAGGCCCGCUGAAGCCGCAGCCACAGCCUCUGGAACCGUGAGAACAGGACGGGGAAUGAGUGUCAGAGACUUGCUAAGCGCAUGAGGGAUCCGGAAGGAGAUCGUUCGAUGGCGCCUCCACGUUCGACUGAAUAAGAUCAUUCCACCCUUGGGGUCUGUCUGUCGGCUUAGACUCGGGGCUCGGCUUCGCAAUUCGAGCGGUUUACAUUGCAUACAUGCUGGAUCCACGGCCACUAGUACCGGCAAGCAACCGAGCGAUCACAGGACCGGAAUAUGCAGGGUCUUGGGGUCCGCCAGGGAUAAGGAUGCCCAUGGGAAGGGUGAAGAAGGCAGGCGACCUGUUGGGGCUUUGGAAGUCAUCGGAGAAUUUCGGCUCCUUCUUCCAUGUCAAAAAGUUUCAAAAUCGCAGCAUCGCUCCAUAGAUCGAGUCGUGAGUGACUGGGAUGCGUAUAUUAUUCUGGGCUGAGGAUGCACAAAUGAAUAAUGCCUCAGAUUAGGGCUCUGGUCGUCACAGAAUGGUUCGAGAUGAAUCGGUGAUACAGGCUUACCUAUGCGAGAAAACGCUCUUCGAGACCGGUAAGGGAAAGGCCACCAGGGAAAACAUGGCAAUCGAUAGACGAAAGACAGACGUUUUGAAUUUAUUUGAUGGAUUUUAAAAUGCCAAUAGUAACAUCUCGAACAAAACUUACCAUUUAUGAAGAUUAUGGAGCCAG